This is a messenger RNA of Trichoderma asperellum CBS 433.97, 1302 nucleotides long. The record is from RefSeq and is a predicted model, not a curated record. NCBI's taxonomy places the organism in Eukaryota, Fungi, Ascomycota, Sordariomycetes, Hypocreales, Hypocreaceae.
AUGCAGGUGGCAUGUAAGUCAUCCCGGCUCAAAGCCUUACAUCUCGCUGUAUAUCACAAACCGACCUCUGACUAUCUUAGACUUCACUAUGCUAGUAACCAGCUCGAUACAUUGAAAGGCCUCACGGAACCUACACUCAUCCGCAAAGCUCUGAGGGAUCUCCCUCAACACAUUGACGCAAUUCAUGAGGGAAUAUUGCUGAGUACCGACAAACGAUUCCGGUCUCAAAUUAUAAGUUCUUUGAAAUGGGUAGCUUUUUCACUCGGCACUUUAGAUGUCAGUCUAUUAUCGGAAGUCUUCACUCUGCAUCUAGACCGGAGCCAGGCUUCAGAUGAAGCGGAGGCGUUCUCUGCUGAUAACAUUUUGGAUUAUUUCUCGGGGCUGCUGAUUGUCAAGGAUGGUCACGUUCGGUUUGCUCGCCCCUCUAUCAAAGAGUAUUUGACCUCUAGCAGGAUCAGCAACAGCGCUGCAUUUGCCUUUUCCUUCACAGCGGCUGAUGCGUAUCUACACAUUGGAAAAUCUUGUCUAGAAUAUCACCUACAACGCAACCCCCCGGACGAUGCAUCUUUUUCUGGGAUCGUGGAGGAACAGGAUGGAGAAAACUCGUCACAAUUAAGUACUUAUGCGACCAAGAAUUGGCUUCUGCAUCUAGAUAGGGCCCCUCGUCCGUCUUGGCCGCUUGACCUCUUUAAAGCCGCAAAUCUUGCCCUCAGUAUCCGCAGCCGAAGCCUCUAUAGCAUGAUAGACUCGAUUACUGAUCGCCCAUUCUCCCUUGACGAAGCGUGGCUGAAUCCACUGAUAUAUACUGCCCACUUGAACGCAUACCAGCUUACUGAGAUGUUGAUCUCAGAAGGGCUCGAUACCCAUCAGUAUUACAGUCAAGGCGAUUUAGAUGCUGCGCUGCUAAAUGCUAGCUCAGCUGGAAGCUAUGAAGUUGUCCAACUUCUCCUUGAAAAGGGUGCUGGUGUCGAUGUCAAGAGCGCGGAUUAUCUAAAUCCUCUGAUAGAGGCCGCAGAGGGUGGUCAUCUGGAAAUUGUGCGAUUCUUGGUUGAAGAGAAAUUCGCCAUGAACGUUUUCAGCAAGGCUUUGGAUGCUGCAGCAAGAAAAGGCAAUUUUGAAGUCGUCGAGUUUCUUGUUCUUAACAAGACCCCGGUCACAAAAUACGCUCUCAAAACUGUAGCUGGGUCAUUUGGGGAUUCUCCUGAAUCCCUAGAAUGCUUACAGCUUUUGCUUGAUAAUAGCAAGGGUAUGAGGCUACAAGGGGCGCUCUGCAAGGCGGCCUACAAUGGGAACUGGAAAGCA